Molecule: messenger RNA, 4627 nt
Organism: Ctenopharyngodon idella (grass carp)
Lineage: Eukaryota; Metazoa; Chordata; Actinopteri; Cypriniformes; Xenocyprididae
Product: deleted in malignant brain tumors 1 protein-like
Exons: 18
Coding region: 119-4615 (1498 amino acids)
Cellular component (GO): membrane
Source: RefSeq, a predicted model, not a curated record
AUUGGAGGGUGUUGGACCUCUUUCUCUCUCAUUAAGGGGUGUGAGAGGAUGCCUGUACUUCUGUAUCAUCAGUGCGGAGAAGCUUGAACUGGAUGUUGAAUUAAUCAAGCAGAGAGAGAUGGAGAGAUGCCUGACACUCAUUUUACUGACUACAGUUGUAAAACUCAUCACAGCUGACGGUGUGAAUGUGAGGUUGGUUGGUGGUCACAGUCGCUGUGCUGGUAGAGUGGAGGUUCUUCAUAGAGGUCAGUGGGGAACAGUUUGUGCUGAUGACUGGGAUUUGGCUGAUGCUGCAGUGCUGUGUAGAGAGCUGGACUGUGGAGAACCUGUAGAUGCUCUGAGUGAUGCUCAUUUUGGACCAGGAUCAGGACCAAUCUGGAUGACUUUUGUCAUGUGUACUGGAUCAGAGUCUACACUGAAGAACUGUGGGUCAGGAGAAUGGGGUAAAAGCAACUGUGAUCAUAGUAAAGAUGCUGGAGUCAUCUGCUCAGAAGUCAGGCUGGUUGGAGGUUCUCGCUGCUCUGGGAGGUUAGAGAUUCUUGAUGAUCAGACGUGGGUUUCAGUGUGUGCUGCUGCCUUUGACCAGCAGGAUGCAGAGGUUGUGUGUAGAGAGCUGGACUGUGGAGCUCCUGUACAGGUGCUGGGAGAAGAUGCUUUUGGCAAAGGAGACGCUCAGAUGUGGACACAAGAGAUUCACUGCAGAGGAAAUGAGUCUCGGAUUCACCUCUGUCCAACAUCACCAUCACAUGAAAACAACUGUUCACAUGAACACAACAUUGGUUUGCUGUGUACUGACAUAGUAAAUGUGAGGUUGGUUGGUGGUCACAGUCGCUGUGCUGGUAGAGUGGAGGUUCUUCAUAGAGGUCAGUGGGGAACAGUGUGUGGUGCUGGCUGGGAUUUGGCUGAUGCUGCAGUGGUGUGUAGAGAGCUGGACUGUGGAGAACCUGUAGAUGCUCUGAGUGAUGCUCAUUUUGGACUGGAAUCAAAACUGUUUCGGAUGAAAAAUGCAAUGUGUACUGGCUCAGAGUCUACACUUAAGAAAUGUGGAUUCUUAAAACCAUUUGAUCCUGAUGUGUGUCUUAAUAAGAGCGCUCAAGUCAUUUGCUUAGAGGUCAGGCUGGUUGGAGGUUCUCGCUGCUCUGGGAGGUUAGAGAUACUUGAUGAUCAGACGUGGGUUUCAGUGUGUGCUGCUGCCUUUGACCAGCAGGAUGCAGAGGUUGUGUGUAGAGAGCUGGACUGUGGGGCUCCUGUACAGGUGCUGGGAGAAGAUGCUUUUGGCAAAGGAGAUGCUCAGAUGUGGACACAAGAGAUUCAGUGCAGAGGAAAUGAGUCUCAGAUUCACCUCUGCCCAACAUCACCAUCUCAUAAAAACACCUGUUCAUAUGAAAAUGAUGUUGGCUUGGUGUGUGCAGACAUUAUGAGAGUGAGGUUGGUUGGUGGUCACAGUCGCUGUGCUGGUAGAGUGGAGGUUCUUCAUAGAGGUCAGUGGGGAACAGUGUGUGAUUUUUUCUGGGAUAUGGCUGAUGCUGCAGUGGUGUGUAGAGAGCUGGACUGUGGAGAACCUGUAGAUGCUCUGGGUGGUGCUCACUUUGGACCAGGAUCAGGAUCAAUCUGGACAAAUCAAAAGUUCUGUUCUGGAUCAGAAUCUACACUGAAGGACUGUGGAUCAACAAAUUGGGGUUUUUAUGACUGUGAUCAUACAAAAGAUGCAGGAGUCAUCUGCUCAGGUGUCAGGCUUAUUGGAAACUCCAGCUGCUCUGGGAGAAUUGAAGUUCUUCAUGAUCAGUCAUGGAUGUCAGUGUGUGCUGCUGCCUUUGACCAGCAGGAUGCAGAGGUUGUGUGUAGAGAGCUGGACUGUGGGGCUCCUGUACAGGUGCUGGGAGAAGAUGCUUUUGGAAAAGGAGACGCUCAGAUGUGGACACAAGAGAUUCAGUGCAGAGGAAAUGAGUCUCAGAUUCAUUUCUGUCCAACAUCCUUACACAAAAACAGCUGUUCACAUGAUAAUUACCAGAGGCUGUUCUGUGCUGAUAAAAAGAAUGUGAGGUUGGUUGGUGGUAACAGUCGCUGUGCUGGUAGAGUGGAGGUUCUUCAUAGAGGUCAGUGGGGAACAGUGUGUCAUCAUGCCUGGGAUAUGCCUGAUGCUGCAGUGGUGUGUAGAGAGCUGGACUGUGGAGAACCUGUAGAUGCUCUGAGUGAUGCUCAUUUUGGACCAGGAUCAGGACCAAUCUGGAUGAGUGGUCUUUUAUGUAUUGGAUCAGAGUCUACACUGAAGAACUGUGGGUCAGCAGGAUGGAGCAUAAAUUCCUGUACUCACAAUUAUGAUGCCAGUGUCAUCUGUUCAGGUCAUAAAGCUUCCAGACUCGUUAACGGAUCUCACCUCUGCUCUGGGAGGUUAGAGAUACUUGAUAAUCAGACGUGGGUUUCAGUAUGUGCUGCUGCCUUUGACCAGCAGGAUGCAGAGGUUGUGUGUAGAGAGCUGGACUGUGGGGCUCCUGUACAGGUGCUGGGAGAAGAUGCUUUUGGAAAAGGAGACGCUGAGGAGAUGUGGACACAAGAGAUUCAGUGCAGAGGAAAUGAAUCUUAUAUUUCAUUUUGCUCAACAUCAUCAUCACACAAACACAGCUGCACCAGUGACAAUAAUGUGGGCCUGAUAUGCUCUGGUUACACAGAGACCAAACUGGUAAACGGCUCAGACUCUUGUUCUGGAAGAGUGGAGCUUCGGUUCAUCAGUAAGUGGGGCACAGUGUGUGAUGCAUGCUGGGAUAUGAGAGCUGCCAGUGUCCUCUGUAGACAGCUGAAUUGUGGGAUUGCUGUGUCUGUGGUGGGAUCAGACUGGUUUGGAGAGGGAAGUGGUAAAAACUGGGCUGAUGUGUUUGAUUGUGACGGGAAUGAAACAAAACUCUCAGAAUGUUCUAUCUCUUCAUGGAGUCGAGCUGAAUGUUCUCAUAGACGAGAUGUUGGAGUCAUCUGCUCUGGUUCUUCUCUGGCUGUUCAUGAUGGUCUGGUGCGGUUGUCUGGAGAGAGACAGUGUGAGGGGGAGGUGGAAGUUUCCAUCCAUCGGGUCUGGAGGAGAGUUCUGCUGGACUCCUGGAGUCUCACUGAAUCCUCUGUGGUCUGCAGACAGCUGGGCUGUGGCUCUGUGCUGAACUUCUCCGGCUCCUCUUCAUCCAGUCCUGAACACAGUCAUGAGUGUGUGACGGGCUUCCAGUGCUCUGGGAGUGAAGCUCAUCUGGGGAACUGCAGCUCUCCUCAAACUCUCAACUGCAGCUCCACACAACAGCUGUCAAUCACCUGCCUUGGUAAGAAGAGCAACAUCUGGGCAGAUUCUUCAGUUGUUAGUCACGGGUCCAUCAGGCUGGUGGGUUCUGGGGGAGACUGUGCAGGGAGGCUGGAGGUUUUUCACAGCGGCUCAUGGGGGACAGUGUGUGAUGACUCCUGGGAUAUUAAAGAUGCCCAUGUGGUGUGCAGACAGCUGCAGUGUGGAGUGGCCGUCCGUAACCAGCAGGUACCAGCCUGGUUUGGUCCUGGUUCUGGACCCAUAUGGCUGGAUGAGGUGGAGUGUGAGGGGAAUGAGACGUCCCUGUGGAGCUGCUCUUCUCCAGGCUGGGGAAAACAUGACUGUCAACACAAGGAGGAUGUAGGAGUCGUGUGCUCAGAGUUUAAAGAGAUCAGGUUAACUGAGGGCUGUGAAGGGAAUGUGGAGGUUUUCUACAAUGGAUCCUGGGGUAAUGUGUGCUGGAACCAGAUGGACAGAGACACUGUGAGUCUGAUCUGUCAAGAGCUGAACUGUGGAAGAUCUGGAGCUUUUUCCAAUUCUAUACCAAGAUUGGAAUCAGCUCGUAACUGGCUGGAUGAAGUGAAAUGUCGACCACAUGAUUCAAAUCUGUGGCAGUGUCCAUCUUUACCCUGGGGACAGAAUGACUGUGGUAAAGAUGAAGUGGCCAAAAUCACCUGUUUGGAACAGGAGAGUCAUGAGUCCCCUAGAAGCUAUUUGUCAUGCUCCACAUCUCCACAUCAGAGACAGUGUUCAGAGCAUGUUCCUCUCAGACUGAGUGGAGGGAAGGGCCGGUGCUCUGGGAGGCUGGAGGUGUAUCAUAACGCUGUGUGGGGCUCAGUCUGUGAUGAUCUGUGGGACAUCAGCGAUGCUCAGGUGGUCUGCAGGCAGCUGGGUUGUGGAGCAGCACUGAGGGCUGAUGGGAAUUCAGUCUUUGGUGCUGGUGAAGGUGUUGUGUGGCUGAACAGAGUCGAGUGCAGAGGGAAUGAGAUUCACCUGUGGGACUGUCCUCUCUCCCUGAAGAACCACACUGACUGCUCCCACAAAGAGCACGCUGGACUCACCUGUGCAGAUUUGUCAGUGUCCACUACUCCUGCCACAACAACAUCAUCUUCUCCUCCAGUUUCUCAGACAGUGAGCUCAACAUCAGUCUCUCCUCCACAAACUCCUCCAGCAGCGUCUCUCUCUGUGCUUGUGAUUGUACUGGGAGUUGUGCUCUUACUGCUCUUAGUGCCACUGCUUAUACUGAUUCAGCAGAACAGAGUGAUGAGGAGAGGUAGGAGAGAUCCAGAGACUGUCAUAUUGUGUCUUAUUCAGUGUGUGAUCAGUCAUGUGUUGUGAACUGACAGCAGG